Daktulosphaira vitifoliae (grape phylloxera) is the source of this 3957-nucleotide messenger RNA. RefSeq lists its product as uncharacterized. Bases 850 to 3345 code for a protein of 831 amino acids. NCBI's taxonomy places the organism in Eukaryota, Metazoa, Arthropoda, Insecta, Hemiptera, Phylloxeridae. The transcript is spliced from 19 exons. The record is from RefSeq and is a predicted model, not a curated record.
AAAUGAUGAAAUCCAGGCGAGAACAAUAUUUGAAUCAGUAUACAAAAAUCGUUUACAAUAAGCUAUUUGAACAUUUUCAACCACCUUUUGCGCCAAUCGCGCAAGUAAAAGUGCCGCACAUAAUUCGAGGCGUGUUAAAGACACUGUUUUUAUAGGAGCUACCUUAGACUUCGCACAAAUAAGACGGACAAUAUGUUGGCCUUGUUCAUUAGUGGUGCAUAAAUAUAACGCUGCUCCAUACGCACGAAUGGAACUGUUUGAGAUGUGGCCCGAAGGAGACAGAAUUAAAGUUAAGUAUGAAGGCAAAAUAGGGUAGAAGAUUGUGACCAACUCCUAAGCGGGAAAAAUCAACUUUAGAUUGCCUCAAACUUUGUUAAAUUGUACCGAUCAAUCACUCCAUAUCUCUCAAAUCUUCCCUGGUCCAAUCGUCUUGAUCUCCCCCGCAAAUCUAAUUUGGAUUAAAAUAUUAAAAUUAAAAUUAUGAUAUUCUAAAAUAUUUAUUCAUAUUUAUUAUUAUAUUAUGUUAAUUUAAAUAUUUUAUUUACAAUAGUUAUGUUUUUAGCUUACAUUCAGAUAUAUUUUUUUUAAUGUGUAGUAAAUUAUUUUAUAUUAAAGCCUUUACUAUUAAUUAUAAUCGAGAAAUAUUGGAUUUACAUUUAAUAAACAUCGAGAAAUCAGUUAUAUCAUCUUAUUUAGUCUUUUAUCUCCAAAGAAAUAUUUUGGAAAAAAAAUGUUUAUUCGUAUUAUGUUGCCAUAGUGAUUAACAAUUAGUAAACUUUAAUAAAUUGCAUUGAAAAAAUUAAACAAUAAAAGCUAAAUAAAGCUAAGACUUCUCAUUAAAUAUUUAUCAUGGAAGGUGACUCAAUACAUGAAAUAAAUCAUGAAGAACUACCUCAAGAUAGUAUCGACACAUAUAUUAAAGAUCUUGAAGAUAUUAUUCAAGAAAAUGAAUUACCCAAAAAUUCUCCUAAUUGGAUAGUUGCUUCAUUAGAUGAUGUUUUUAUGUGGAUACAAAAACAUUUAAACAGAUUUUUCAAAUCUGAUCAAAUUUUGUCAACUAAACAGCUUAAAAAACAAAUAAAAAUCACUAAAUUAAAUGAUAUGAUAAACCAUCAUAAAAAUAUACAUUCAACUUAUGAAUAUAAAUUGAAAAAAAAAAUUUUUUUUUAUCAAAAUACAAUUAAAAGCUUAGAGGCAAACAUUUCAAAAGUUCUUGAAGAUAAUAGAAAAUCACAGGAUUCUGUGAAAUCAUAUUCAACCCAUGCUACAAUGGAGCUAGAAAAAAUAAAUGAUGUAAUGAAAGAAAUGGAAAUAGAUACUAAAUUUGAGAAUAAUCAAAAGAUGCUACAAAAAAUCACUAAAUCAAAUGAUUUCAUAAACCAUCUUAAAAAUAUGCUUUCAACGUAUGAAUCCGAAGUGGUAGAAAAAGAAAACAUUUAUAUAAAUACAAUAAAAAGAUUUGAGUCAAAAAAUGUAAAACUCGUUGAAGAGAAUGUGAACUUACUGGAUGAUUUGACAUUAUUUUUAACCCAUACUGAAAUUGAGCUAGAAAAAAAAAAUGCUGUAAUAAAAGAAAUGGAAAUAGAUACAAAAAUUAAGGAAAAUCAAAUUAAAACUUUGAAAGAAGACACUAAAUUAUUAUACAAAGAGAAGACCUCAUUAGAGAAACAUAUUGAAAGCUUAAAAGAAAAUGAAAAUUUAUUACAUAAUAAAUUGUCUAAUGCAUUGUCAGAAAUUGAAAAAAAACAAGAAACGGUUAAAGAAAUUGAAACUUUGGGGGUACAAUUAAGAGCUGAAAUUCAGCCAUUAGAAUAUAUGAAAAAUUCUUUAAAAAAAAAAUUAGGGUAUUCUAAAAACUGUAAUAAAAUACAGUCUGAAAAAAUUAAGUAUUUAGAAAGUAACAACAUUGAACUUUUAAAUGAAUGUAAUAUCUUAAAAGAGGACAAAAAAAUUUUAGAAGAUAGAAUAGAUAUAUUAAUUAAAAAUGAAAUAUCUGAUAAAAAUUACAUCGAGACACUUACCAAUACAAUACGAGAAGAACAUUAUACCCAACAAGAGAUGCUACAGAAAAUCACUAAAUUAAAUGAUUCGAAAAACCAUCUUAAAAUUAUGCAUUCAACUUAUGAAUCCGAAAUGGUAGAAAAAGAAAACAUUUAUCAAAAUAUAAUAAAAAGCUUUGAAUCAAAAAAAGUAAAAUUCGUUGAAGAAAAUAUGAACUUCCUGGAUGAUAUGACAUUAUUUUUGACACAUACUGAAAUGGAGCUAGAAAAAAAAAAUUCCGUACUAAAGGAAAUGGAAAUAUGUACUAAAUUUAAAGAAAAUCAAAUUAAAGCUUUAAGAAAAGUCCAAAAAAAUUUAGAAAAUAGAAUAGAUACAUUAGUUAAAAAUGAAAUAUCUGAUAAAAAUUACAUUGAAACACAUACCAAUACAAUAAAGGAAAUGGUAGAAAAAGUAAACUUUUAUGAAAAUAUAAUAAAAAGCUUUGAGUCAAAAAAUGUAAAACUCAAUGAAGAAAAUAUGAAUUUACUGCUUGAAACUGUAAGUCAAAUAUCUCAAAUAAAGAUAUUAGAAGAUAAAAUACAUGAUUUUCAGUCUAAAGAACAGAAACAAUUAGAAAGCCAGAAUUUAGCUAUUGGACACUUUAAACAACAAUUAAAAAGUGCAGAAGACGUUCUAUUAGAACAAAAGACUCGAGCUGAACAAGAUAAUGAAGUUUUUAAAUUGAAGGUUUUAGAACUUCAAAAACAACUUAAACAAUAUAAACAAAAAUAUCAUAAAAUUUCAGAAGACUAUGAAACAUUAAAAUUAAGUGGAAUCCAGGAUACUGAUAUUAAACUACAAAUACAAUUAGAAAAAACAGAAAAAGAAGUAAUCGAGUGGCAAAAAAAAUAUAAUGAUUCCUUGUUUGAAAAUCGUAACGUUCAAAAUAAGCUGGAAAGUUUGGAUGCUGAAUUUCAACACUUACAACAUAAAAUGAAUGAAAUGCAAAACAAGCUAUUCCUCAAUGAAUGUGAGAAAUAUAAAUUAAAAAGUGACAUUAAGGAUUUUACACUUCCAGAAGAAUUAAAACAAAGACAAUCUAGUUUAAUUAUAAAUUUGGAGGUAGAAAAUGCAAAAUUAACAAGCAAAGUAAUCGAAUACCGUGAAAAAUACAACAAACUUAAAGCAUAUUUAGAAGAAGUUAAAUCAAUGAUAACAAGUCAAAAUAUAAAAAAAGUAUUAGAAGAUAAUAUUGAUCUCUGUAAAACAAAGAAAACUUUACAAAAGCAAGUGAUUGAUUUGCAAAGCUAUGCUAAAGAAUUAAGUAAUAAAUUGAGUGAAAAAGUAAACAAUGAUUUUCUGUAAACUUAAUUCUUAAAUUUCAAAAAAAAAAUAUCACUUAUCUACAGUCUGCUACUACUAGCUCGUGGUAAAGACAAGCUAUUAAGACUUUUUAUUCUUGAGCUUGAAGAUGGCCUUCUUAAAAGUACAAUGAAAAAACUAUGUGGUAAACAAUUUUAGUUAUUUGUGUAAUUGCUACAAGACGUAUGAAAUGGGCUGCAGAAAGAUAUACUGGAAAUCAAUUAGUUAUUUGUGUAAUUGCUAUAAGAUUUAUGAAAAUUACUGUGGAAAGAUAUACCGGAAAUCAAUUAGAUAAAACACAAUAUAAUUUACCAAAAAAAAAAUGCCUUGGAUUACAUAGAUCAAAGACUUGAUAACACUAGAUCAAGGUCACUUUAAACAGCCGUUACCCUUAGAUUGAGAUAAAUCUUAAAUCAUUUGAAACGUCCCGCAAUAGGCGCAAGUCAGCCAACUUCAACAUGCCCUAAAUGUAUGUUUUUCAUUAUAAAUUACUGGACAUUGACUUUUAUGAGAUGGUCACUGUGUGUUUUUUUUUUUGCGUGUAUUCAAUUUAUAUACAUUAAUUCUUCUAGCAUGCAUGUUUAACUUAAAUUAAGGCACCUAUUGUAAAUGUAU